Messenger RNA from Cherax quadricarinatus, 1746 nucleotides. The record is from RefSeq and is a predicted model, not a curated record. NCBI's taxonomy places the organism in Eukaryota, Metazoa, Arthropoda, Malacostraca, Decapoda, Parastacidae.
GACUUCAUCGGUAUGUAUACUUGGUUUAUAAGCAAAAGAGCAAGUUGACCUGUGAUGAACCAAGACUAACAAACACCUCAGGUGCAAAUCGUGGCUGUUUCAGUAUUCGCAAGUUUGCUGCAAAAUAUGGCUUAGAGCUGGUGGCUGGUAAUUUUUACCAGGCAGAAUAUGACUCUUAUUGUGAGGAAUUGUACAAGCAACUAAAGGGUUGAUGAAUUAGUGAUAAUGAAGUUCAGUACUGUGAUAAUUGUUUAAAAUGAAGCAGUUUAAACUUUAUGGUACUUGUUGGCUAAAUUUGUUUAAAAUACGUUAUACAGUACAGUGGUCCCCUGAGUUAAGAUACUAAUCUGUUCUAGAAGACAGUGUACCUCAAAACUGCCAUAACUCAAACAUCAAAAUACAUAGUUUUAUGGUUAUUUGUUCCCAGAAGUGUAACUUACUGUACCAUGCACACUGUCCGAUACUUAAACUUAAAGGCACCAUCUCCUUGCAUCUGUUUCUCUUAUCCACAAUUGCAAUAGUCUUUCCAUUUCUAUGAUAAUUUCUCUGCCAUUUUUCACUAGCUUUGAUUUGUCAGCCACUUUAAUAUUUUUUAUUUCUUUUUGCUUGAUAAUAGUAGAUGGUCUUUGUGGAAAGCCAUGCUAGCACACCAAGGCACAAUUUCUUGGUUGAUCUUCAGAGAAAUUGUUCGUUUACUGCACACACUAGGGGACAUGAUGACUUGGUAAUGCAAAAGUUGGUGUAAUUAAUGCAUUUGUAAAGGGUAAAAAAUACAGAAUUGGUGUAAGGGGGGGGGAACAUGUGGUAGCUUUAAACUGAAGAGUAGACAUUAUAGUACAGUACAGACUAUUGGCCGAGUUGCUACCUUACAUGCAUUCAACCCAUUGCUGAUUGACUGCUAAGCUACCCUCACAGACCCAGACUAUUGGCUCAGAUGUACAAGAUGCAAGCUAUUGCAUUGCUGAUAAAGUAAAGACCACCCACACAAGUACUGACACUUGUUGGCUUGAAUGCUGCCCAGGAGGCAAGCUUCCACAUCGCUCAUUGGCUGAGGCCUGCCUAUGCUGACCAUAAUGUAGUAGUAGUAAUAAUUUUACAAGUACAUGAUACAUCUAUUACAGACCUAGUUGACAUCACUGGCAUACUACUGUAUAUAGAAAACAUCUGGUUAUGCAGAGCAUUUCAAUCAACUUAGGUUUAUCUCGUUCCCCAGAAUGCCACCCACAACAGUCCUACCUAUUUAGGCUUAUCGUAUCUAAUUUUUUCAUUGCAACUCGAAACUAAAUUCCUUCGAGGGUAAAUCGUAACUCAAGAGACCUCUGUAUUGCAUAACUGACAUUGAAUUUGUUAAUUCAUUAGUCCUACCAACAGUUUUAACUACUAUUGCUGUAUAUCUGACAUAUUGUAAUAGGAACAGAAUUCUUCCUCCGUAAGCCAUUCAUGUUGUAAGAGGAGACUAAAAUGCCGGGAGCAAGGGGCUAGUAACCCCUUCUGUAUACAUUACUAAAGUUAAAAACAGAAACUUUUGUUUUUCAUUUUGGGCCACCCUGCUUCAGUGGGAUACGGCCGGUUUGUUGAAAGAAGAAUUCUGUAAAACAACAAAGCAUAUAAAGAAGAUUGCAAUCUGCAUUUCUGCCUACAUUAACUAGUUCCCUCUUUAAAGUUAUUAAUUUCUUUCAUGUACCCUACUUUUUAAAAUGUCCAUGUGAGCUGAAAAAAUAAAGAUUGGCAGUGUAAAAAAAAAAA